UGUACGUUGAGCGGCUUUCAUAAUGUGUAUAGCGUGAAAUCUAAAUGGGCGACCUACGUCUGGAUUACACCAUCUGCUUUGCGCUUCAGUUACAUAUUGUAAGCAAUUCCGACAACGCAAACAUGUGUGAGCGGUGUGUAAUAAUAGUAUACAACGACGUGCACAAAUAUAACCUCUAUAUAAUCUAGACAUGCGGUUUACGCAUAUUAUGUAUGUCUUACAAAUACGUAACAUAUAUUAGCAUUCUUAAAUAUAAUACAUUUUGAUAUAACAUUUACACAAAUGAAACAACACAUCCGAUGUGCUUGGAAACAGUGGGAUUUGGAUUAAUUGACUUCGGUGUCUUCGGCAUCACUCUAGAUGCGUUAAAUGCAAUUGAAGACGGCAAACCCAUAACGCUUAAGUGCAACACACACUCGACUGAUCUUUUAUUCAUAGUUUCUAAAUGCACACCCGAUGAAUGCACUUCUAAAGAUUUGGCUGAAUGUGUAUUUAUCCUACCACAUUGCAUGUUUUACGACGCUCAAAACUUAAAUUAUUAUGCCAUCCAAAACACGCGCGAUGGAGCAGAAUUGACAAUAACAUCGUUGACUGCACAGCAUUAUGGUACCUACACGUGUGCUGAAAUACAUGAUACAGAAAACAACGCGACUUUGCAAGUUUAUGGAUCAAAGAAAGAUGCAAACCACACAAUCGCCUACACGGUGGCUUCUAUUGGUGCUUUCAUAGUUGUCGUGUGUGCGUUUACCAUUUGGUGCAUUCGUUGCAAACAACCUGCUAGCAAUACGUAUUUUGCCGUCGCAAGGAAUCAUGAUAACUCUUUGACAACCAGUGGGAACGAAGAAAAUAAAAUUCAGCAAGUGCGAAUAGUAGUUCCUGAACAAGAUAAUUUGGAUGCACAAAAUCGUGGGCCUCAAGAUGUAAACGACAUAAGUCGACAUGUUCAAACGUCUGAUGACGAAAUAGCGAGACCAAAUGAUAAAACAUACAAGCAGCCGACAAUUCUUCCUCCCAAAAAAACUCAAAGACAAGGCAGAACUGGUUUUUCAACAUGGGGUCCAACACGCAGUCGCGAUAACGGUGAAAAUAUUCUUUCCAUAUUCAAAAGAUCGGAUUCCCUCAAAAAUGUUAAUGUUGGGUUCCUGAAAUCACAAUUUGAAGAAAAAGAAAAGCAAAACCGACCAACAGCGAAUAUUAAUUCAACUUAGUUGCCAGAUUAUAAAGAUACAAAGCUACACAAUUAAAAAUGAUCAAGGCAUUAUAAACGUAUGGGAUAUUCAUUAAUACAAAAGUUUAUUGUCAUCUUUAACAUGACGCGAACAAUAAUCACACAUUAUAACAACAUUAGCAAUCGACAUGUCCGGCAACAUUUAUGUUCAGAUGAUUUGCAAAGAAAGGUUAAACACAGAGCUAUCUUGACCAUCAGCUUCUUUCGUUUGUGUGGGCAGAAGUAAAUGUUUAGCUCUCUUAGUUUUUUUAAAUGAUUCCAAACACGUUGCAGUAUCAUAUAUACCAUUGUUAAUCUCAAUGCUUUGCUUUAAAUUCAUCUCGCUUCCAAUCCUAUUUCAGCCUUACAUACUAAUUUCUUAUCUGCAACGAAAGAAAGUGGGGUCCAAAUGUGUAGAUUUUGCCCCAUUUUGUAUGCCAGUACGCCCGUUUAUAUUUCCUCCUAAUAUGGCGGCCGAAGAUACCAAUACGCAUGUCUGAGAAUUAUCUGAUUCUGACAUCAUGUAUUGCAUUCUAAUAUCUAUCAGUCACAAUUUAAAAAAAAUUAAAGCAUUAAACAACCACAACCACAACCCUAUUCUAAUAUUCAUUAUAGUAGUAAUACUCAGAAUAGUCAUUUCUUCGUCAACAUUAUCUUUAUUUGGGAUUGUAUGCAAUGGCCAUUUCGUUGUGGUGGCUAUAAAAGGAUGCUAUCCAUCAGUGUUACUAUUCAUAUCUAUGACUACAAUGUGAUGCUGCUAUAUUUAUCACUAUUUUCAGGUUUGAUCCCAUAGUAACUUUAUGUAAUCCAUGUAAUGUAUUCUGAUAUCAGGUUAUACAACAUUAAUUGCAUCUAUUAUGUACUGCACCUUAACUUUUGGGAUUGUAAUGCAUAUGUGUUUAUCUAUGUGUUAAACUGUCGCUUUUAAUGUACAGCCACAACUGUAUUUGAGGGUAUUUUGUGAACGUCGAUUAUCAUGUUUAAAAUGAAAGUUAUAUUAUAGAACUAUAUGUGUUCCAAAAUGAAUUCUACGACAAUAUGGCUGUAUUUUAAGAUUUGUAAUGAAUUGAAUUACAGCAAAAGUGAUUAUAACUGUUAUAUGUAUAUAAAGCAUAGUACAUGAACUUUUUACCAUCAAUAUUUUUUGGCUUCAUGUGCGGUCUGUUUAAGGUUGAUGAAAUGCUUGUUAUUUAUAUCAAACUUAUCCAGUUACAAACAUAGCAAGCAUAUGCAUAGCAUAGGAAGCAAACAAUGAAAUCGAUACAUGCAUGAGAAUGAGCUUAAUAUACGGAAACGAUUCUGUUACUUUCACUAGCAAACAAUGGUUAAAGUCCCCGGUCAUAGCUAUAUAUAUUGGCAGAAUCGUAAGAAAACGUGUUUUUAUUGAGGAUAUCACUACAAUUCCGGUUGAAAUCGGUUGAAAACAAACAAUAUAGCGAUAUUUAUUUUGGGGUCGAGUGCAGUAAAGUACGAGAACGACAUAAUUAAUAUUCAUGAUUCGACACGUUAUUUCAAACGUAAACAAACAAAAUUGCGGAUACGGGCGUAUUUUUAGCGGAAAGAAGGGAAGAACAAAUGCAAAUACAUCUGUUACAGACGGAAACUUAGCAAAAGCUAAAUGUAGAUAUAAUUUACAUAACUCGCAUAUUUUCACCUAAAGCAUGUAUUUAUUUAAGAAUUGAUUCUUAUUUUUCGGGCGUUUAUGCAGUAUGAACGCUCAGGGCGAGUUUUGAAAAUUC
Molecule: messenger RNA, 2946 nt
Organism: Dreissena polymorpha
Lineage: Eukaryota; Metazoa; Mollusca; Bivalvia; Myida; Dreissenidae
Exons: 6
Coding region: 300-1208 (302 amino acids)
Source: RefSeq, a predicted model, not a curated record